Molecule: messenger RNA, 1096 nt
Organism: Pteronotus mesoamericanus
Lineage: Eukaryota; Metazoa; Chordata; Mammalia; Chiroptera; Mormoopidae
Gene: APOF
Product: apolipoprotein F
Exons: 2
Coding region: 118-1029 (303 amino acids)
Biological process (GO): cholesterol metabolic process
Source: RefSeq, a predicted model, not a curated record
UUUUGGCUGGGGUGAAAGAGAAGGUAAGAUCUAGAAAGCACCGAGGCAAAGGACGUGUUUGGACAAUCACUUUCCUCUGGCUUAAUUCUUUCUGGAGCAGUGUACUCUAGUCCAGACAUGAGUGGCUUCAGACUCAUCAUGAUACUGCUUGAGCUGCUUCUUUGCUACCUUCUGCUGCACCCUGUGGAUGCCAUUUCAAAUGGAAACCAAACAAAUGUCUUGAUGCAUCUUCCCUCAUCCUUGGAAUCCUGGCCACUGUCCUCAAGCCCCUUGCUCUGCCAGGCCUUGCACCCAAAGUCCCUGUCUGGCUUUACCCACAUGGACCCUCUACCCAAGUUCCUGAUAGGUCUGUCACUGAUGAUUGCCCUGAAGGAAGCUGGCUGCCAUGCUGAUGUAAGGGCCCUGCAGCUUCGCGUCUACCGCCAGGGAGGUAUAAAUGCUACACAGAUCCUAACCCAACGUCUUCAAGGGCUGGAGAAAGGCAGGAGCACAGAGAGGGGAGUGUCAGUGGAUACCCUGGCUUCUGCUCUGCAGCUGCUGGCCAGGGAGCAGCUAGGCCCUGGGAGGGUCCGACGCUCCUUCGCCGUUAACAACUGUGAUAAUGAACAGGAGCAGGAUGUGCAUGAUACAAUCCAGUUGUUGCCAAAUGUGGGAACCUUCUACAAUCUGGGCACAGCUUUGUAUUAUGCUACACAGAACUGCUUGGACAAGGCCAAGGAAAGAGGCCAAGAUGGGGUCAUAGAUCUGGGUUAUGACCUUCUAGUGUUCAUGACCGGUCUGUCAGGGGGGCCCAUGGGACUAGCCGUCAGCACUAUGCUUAAACCUGCAGUGAAGGCUGGGGCUGAACGGUUGAUCCAGUAUUACUAUGAGCAAGAGGCAAACACCCCUCUUCCAGAGACCAGCAAAGAGGACUUGAGCAGUCCCUCCUAUGUGAGUGACAUGGCAGAAAUAACUACCAUGGCCCCUUUGGAGUCAGAAGUAGUAAAUUCAGUUCCUUACUGGAGGUGGCCCUUUUUCAACAACUAUUAGAUCCUGGGAAUGAAAGUUCUGAAAUGUAAAAAAUGGUAAACACAAUAAAUAAAUUUAAUAUUCUGAC